Alternaria hordeiaustralica is the source of this 774-nucleotide messenger RNA. RefSeq lists its product as uncharacterized. NCBI's taxonomy places the organism in Eukaryota, Fungi, Ascomycota, Dothideomycetes, Pleosporales, Pleosporaceae. The coding region runs from base 1 to 774 and encodes 257 amino acids. The record is from RefSeq and is a predicted model, not a curated record. The transcript has 2 exons. Gene Ontology annotation, biological process: transmembrane transport; chloride transport. Gene Ontology annotation, molecular function: voltage-gated chloride channel activity. Gene Ontology annotation, cellular component: early endosome; membrane; Golgi apparatus.
AUGGUGGGUGCUGCUGCGUUUCUGGCGGGUGUGUCUCGGAUGACUAUUUCCCUCGCUGUCAUUAUGUUCGAACUCACAGGCCAACUCUCUUACACCGUUCCCUCUAUGCUCGCCAUCCUAACCGCCAAAUGGGUCGCCGACGCCAUCUCCUCAGAAGGCGUCUACGACCUCGCUCAAUCCCUACUCUCUCACCCUUUCCUCGACCCAGACACCGCUCUCUCCAUCGUCCGCCGCCACAAAGCCUGCGUCGAGGUCCUCAUCCCCCCUCAGCGCACCAUGGCUGACAUUACCGUUCAUGUACCUACAAGCAAUAAAGUAGCUUUGACUCUACUGAAAGAGAAACUCGAUGCGUUGAGAGAACGAGGUCUCAUGGACGCGGGUCUUGUACUCGUGCAGAAGAAUCAUGGUGGUAUUGAAGUGCUGCAGGGCUAUAUAUCGCAGUCGGAGCUUGAAUUUGGAUUGACGAAACUCGUUCCUGGUGUGCUUAUAUCGACGCAGGAAGACGAUGUCCAGGUCAGGUUGUUAGGCCAGGAGAUUGAUGAGCCGACGAGUCCCAUGAGCUUGGAGAUGGAUUUGACGCCAUUUGUGGAUCGGACACCAUUGAGCAUCUGCGCGAAAGCGCCUCUGGAAUAUGCUGUCGAGAUGUUCUCCAAGCUGGGCUUGAGAUAUCUUAUGGUGACCAAAGAGGGCACAGGACAACUGGUGGGUGUGAUUAUCAAGAAGAGGCUCGUAGGUUACCUAGAACACCUGAGAGAACAUGGCGAAGGAGAUUAG